CAACCCGUAUUAUAUUCCUCUGCGGCUAUGCAUCAUCGAUCAGGCCUCAGCUAGCUACAGUUGGCUAGGUAGCUGCUCGAUCAUCUGCAGCUCCCGGCCGCCUUUUCCCUUGCCGUUGCCCCCUGGCUUAGGAGGCCUCGAAAAGACACCUCACCAUCUCCUUUGUGUCCUUGCUAACGAACUCCUCAUUAAUUCCUUCUUCCUCUCCUCCGUCUCUCGUUGCUUAAUUAGCUAGAUAGCUCUAUCUAGUCAUUAUCCUCGCCAUACAUACCCAACGCCGCACACGCAAACGCAAACGCUCGAGAGCACCAACCGCGCCAAGAAAGCUAUAGCAACCUCUAUUAGGUGUGCGCCCAAGAAGAAAGGGAGAUCGAUCAAUCGAUAUAUGCAGGGUGGUGAUCAAGGAGGAGGGAGUCUGGACAUGGACAUGGGUGUGGGGUUCACCGGUGGCGCCGAGUGCUCGUCGUCUUCGGCGACGGCGGCCGCUGCCGCAGCGGAGGCGGAGGAGCGGCAGCUGCUCAAGGGGGAGAUCGCGGUGCACCCGAUGUGCGAGCAGCUGGUGGCGGCGCACGUGGGGUGCCUGCGCGUGGCGACGCCCAUCGACCACCUCCCCCUCAUCGACGCGCAGCUGGCGCAGUCGAGGAGCCUCCUCCACUCCUACGCCGCCCACCACAGCCCCUUCCUCUCCCCGCACGACAAGCACGACCUCGAGUCCUUCCUCGCGCAGUACCUGAUGCUGCUGUGCUCGUUCCGCGAGCAGCUGCAGCAGCACGUCCGGGUGCACGCCGUGGAGGCCGUCAUGGCGUGCCGCGAGAUCGAGCAGUCCCUGCAGGACCUAACCGGCGCGACCCUGGAGGAAGGGACGGGGGCGACCAUGUCGGAGGACGAAGAGGAGCAGCUGAUAAUGGAGGGGGCGAUGGAUAUGGGCUCGGACGGGCACGACAUGAUGGGCUUCGGCCCGCUCCUCCCCACCGACUCUGAGCGCUCACUCAUGGAGAGGGUCAGGAAGGAGCUCAAGAUCGAGCUCAAACAGGGUUUCAAGUCACGAAUUGAGGAUGUGAGGGAAGAAAUUAUGAGGAAAAGGAGGGCCGGGAAGCUGCCUGGGGACACCACCAGCAUCCUCAAGCAAUGGUGGCAGCAACACUCCAAGUGGCCAUACCCCACGGAAGACGAUAAGGCAAACCUUGUUGAAGAGACUGGCCUGCAACUGAAACAAAUCAACAACUGGUUCAUCAAUCAGAGGAAGAGAAAUUGGCACAACAACUCUCAGACGUCAACCCUGAAAUCAAAGCGUAAAAGGUGAGGGAGCUGCAAAAUAUACACCUGACACGUAUACCAACUCGCUAAUCAAACGAAGCUCGACCAUGGCGACUCACAAGAAUAAGAGGAUCGAUCGAUUCAAUUGUAUAUCUAUUCGUUAGUCAGAGGUGACAAGUUAAUGACAUAUAUACAUACUAGUCUGACCACUGCCAUAUUUGUUUGUUGUGAUUUUUGAGCUGAUAUGCUCAAAGCAUAUUAUUCUUGCUAUUGGUGUAGUCUUAGUUUGUCUUUGAGUGUACGUACAUAAUCUGAGGAUUAAUUCAUUUCCUGCGCACAUAUAUAGUGAUCA
This is a messenger RNA of Phragmites australis (common reed), 1609 nucleotides long. RefSeq names its product homeobox protein knotted-1-like 3. Lineage: Eukaryota; Viridiplantae; Streptophyta; Magnoliopsida; Poales; Poaceae. The transcript is spliced from 6 exons. The record is from RefSeq and is a predicted model, not a curated record. The coding region runs from base 386 to 1303 and encodes 305 amino acids. Gene Ontology annotation, cellular component: nucleus. Gene Ontology annotation, molecular function: DNA binding. Gene Ontology annotation, biological process: regulation of DNA-templated transcription.